AGUGUUUCUAGAAAAAUGUGCCAUCAUACGUUCAGCCGACGGAUCGUGGUCGUGACGUCUGAGGUCGAGACUAAAUUAUGCCAAUGCUUACUGCCAAUCACCUUCAAGAAACACGGACGCAUAUUGAUGACGCAACACUUCGUCCGGGAAAUCAUCAUGGCGACUGCUGUAUCGGUGGAAGAGGAGGCUGAUGAUUAUUCUUUUUUGCCUAUUAUUCACGACAUUAUAAAAUGUAUGGACAAGGACAGUCCAGACGUACACCAGGAGCUGAACAAACUGAAGACGAAGAUUCAGGAGGCUCGUGAGCAGAUUUCAGCUAUGCCAGGAAUCGACAUGAGUCCUGCGCUGCAGGAUAAUAAACUGCGAACUUUGAGAGAACAGGUCCGGACCAAGAACCAGCUCCUGCAGAAAUAUAAGAGCCUGUGCAUGUUUGACAUUCCUAAACCCUCAUGACGUUUCGUUUGUGUGAGGAAGAAACAGUGAAGAGAUUGACAUUUUUUCCCGACGUCAGUGCUUUCGUGGUGGUUUUAUUGGCCCACCUGUAGAUGCGGACCUGGUUCAGUGAUGCAAUGCUUGUUUGUAACAUUUGUUAUACUGCAUUUGUUAAUAUUUGUAUUUUUUCACGUUGGAUAAAACUUUUGACACGCUCUGUUAUGAAAGUGAAUAUUCUCUGAUACUUGUGUUUUUCCAUUAUGCACUUUGUGCUAUAAUAGUUACAUAAAGAAUAAAAUAGUAUUCUUUGCGUUCCUCUUUUAAAAACAAAUGAUUUUACUUACACUAACAAAUUACACCUUAUUUGUUAUGUUUCCUGAGAUACUGGGCAUUUCUCCAAAUCAUGAUAAGUUGAAGUGAAAUAAACCAUUGAUUUUUUUUUGUUUUGUAUGCAUACUUGUUGGGACCCCAAAGAAGAGUAGCUAAUGGGGAUAAAAUAAUAAAAUAUUUUUUUAUAAAAAGA
Molecule: messenger RNA, 955 nt
Organism: Triplophysa dalaica
Lineage: Eukaryota; Metazoa; Chordata; Actinopteri; Cypriniformes; Nemacheilidae
Gene: med9
Product: mediator complex subunit 9
Exons: 3
Coding region: 16-453 (145 amino acids)
Biological process (GO): regulation of transcription by RNA polymerase II
Cellular component (GO): mediator complex
Molecular function (GO): transcription coregulator activity
Source: RefSeq, a predicted model, not a curated record